AUGACAGAUAAAUUAACGGAGAUCCAGGCCGAUAUAGACGAUCUUGAAGGAGAAGUGGCGCGUCUUCAGCAAGAGUAUGAUCGUCUCAUAUCCAAGCUUCCGGGAGCCGCCACCAACGCGCCUGUAUCUAAAGUUACCCACGAGUUCUUUGAUGACCAGAUCGCGCCGUUACUCGGGGUGAUGGCGCCAGAAUCAAAAGCCAAUGAUGAAAACGAAGCCGUGUUCUAUCACAUCCUCAACGAAGCGUUCUAUCGGCUUGCUGGAGUGACAGCAUUCCCAAUCACCGACGAUACUGUGGGUAUCCGUUUUGAUAACUAUAACCUCAGAACAAAGAAGUUUGACAUUCCCCAUUAUAUGAUCUUAAGGUCAAUUACUGAUGAAAAACUGGCUACGCUGAAGUGGGUGGUCUACAAAAGCACCGUCCCCGAAUUUGUCCCCGUGUAUCAGUACGCUCGCCAACUUGAUGGUAGCCGCGAGCUGAUCGCGCGGUUUGCCGGGCUUGUACGCCAAUACUUAGUCCGGUGGCACUAUAAUAAAGAGAAGUUUCACCGUGUGUGUCGAGCUCUCCACAUCGGGGUGACAAUUGACCUUGCUGGUGCCGAAGUGAAACUUGGAAGAAAGUGUCGCCUAUUAUGUUCCAAUACUACCAUCGAAGUGGUCGAGUGUGACCAUCAAGAAGUGGUUCAAGCCCUCAGCAACACUCUGAUUGAAGACUUGGGCAAGAAUCUCCGUGGUGUCGCCCGCUAUCUCCGGUAA
Diutina rugosa is the source of this 756-nucleotide messenger RNA. RefSeq names its product Ctf5p (gene CTF5). The coding region runs from base 1 to 756 and encodes 251 amino acids. Gene Ontology annotation, cellular component: kinetochore. The transcript has a single exon. The record is from RefSeq and is a predicted model, not a curated record. Lineage: Eukaryota; Fungi; Ascomycota; Pichiomycetes; Serinales; Debaryomycetaceae.